AUGAGCCCGAGAACCAUGACGUCCACCGAGGUCUAUCUGCUGCCGCUCAACGACGACGGCUCGCCCCAGGUGGCCGGCGAGUACAUCUACCUCGCGCCACGGUCCAGCGACCCCGUCACCGUCCGCUUCGCAAUUGAGGGCACCUCGUCGAUAUGUCGUCAUGGCAGCCUCUGGGUCAACAUCCCCGACAAGGGCGCCGAGUUCCGCCGCGACAAGUUUCGCGAAUACAAAUUGGCCCCUGACUUCAACCGCACCAUUGAAAUCUCCAUCCCCAUCCACUCGGCCGGCGCAUUCGCCUUCUACACGACCUACGCCGAGCUCCCCGCCCUCGAGCCGCACCUCGCCGAUGCGCCGACGAAACAGCACGAACCGACCCUGAAGAAGACCCCCUUAUACUACAUCGAUGUCGCGCCGAGGCUGCAGCUCGACGGGUGCCCGUUGCCCUUGCCCGCGCUGUCCGUCUUCUCCAUCAUUGGCAAGCUCAUGGGCAGAUACCCGUCCGACUGGGAAAAGCACCUGCGCGGCAUCAGCGCCAGGGGCUACAACAUGGUGCACUUUACGCCGUUGCAGGUCCGGGGCGAGUCCAACUCACCAUUCAGCUUGUACGACCAGCUGGCUUGGGACCCCGAGUGCUUCCCCAACGGCGAGGCCGACGUCAAGAAGCUGGUGGAGAGCAUGGAGCAGGAUCACUCCCUCCUCAGUCUGACAGACAUUGUCCUCAACCACACAGCCAAUAACACAAAAUGGCUGCAGGAGCAUCCCGAAGCGGGAUACAACCUGACGACCGCGCCUUGGCUGGAAUCGGCCUAUGAGCUGGACACCAAGCUGCUGGAAUUGAGCACCAAGCUCAAGAGCCUCGGGCUACCCACGAACCCCCAAUCCACCGACGACCUCAUGCGCAUCAUGGAUGCCGUCAAGAAGGAGGUCAUUGCUGAGAUACGCCUCUGGGAAUAUUAUGCUCUCGACGUUGAGCGCGACGCCGACUCCGCCGUGGAAGCAUGGACGCAAGGCAAGACUUCCGACGUCAAGCAGCACGACGGCUUCCAAGACAGGGUAGAUCGCCUGAAGCGACGUGAUCUCGCCGCAGAAGUCGAUUUUAUCAAGGACUUCGGCUUGACCGGUAUGGAUCGCCUGGGCGCGCGUCACCGACGAAAGACCGAUCCCUCCGUCGCGGCCACACUGCUCUCUUUUGGCUUUGGGCGCUACGAGGGAAAGAAUCCGGAUUCGCCAGACAAGGCAGCCGCACGAAGCAGAAUGGUCGAGAUCUUGGACGCCUUGAACGUCGACUUUUACAAGGAGUACGACUCUGACGUCACCGAGAUCCUCGAGCAACUGUACAAUCGCAUCAAGUACGUGCGCCUUGACGAACAUGGCCCGAAGCUUGGGCCCAUCAACGACGCGAAUCCCCUCAUCGAAUCGUACUUUACACGGCUUCCAUCUAACGCCACCACCUCAAAGCAUGCACCGCAGGACCGGGCUCUGGUCAACAAUGGCUGGGUCUGGGGCGGCAAUGCGCUGGUUGACAACGCCGGGCCCGACUCCCGGGUGUACUUGAGACGUGAGGUUAUAGUUUGGGGUGACUGCGUCAAGCUGCGGUAUGGCUCGGGGCCUAAAGACAGCCCGUGGCUCUGGGAGCACAUGACAGCAUACGCUCGCCUCCUGGCCAAAUACUUUGCCGGCUUCAGAAUCGACAACUGUCAUUCGACCCCGCUGCAUGUGGCUGAGCACAUCCUCGACGAGGCACGCCGAGUUCGGCCGGACUUGUACGUCGUUGCCGAGCUGUUUACCGGAUCUGAAGAGAUGGACUAUGUCUUUGUCAAGCGGCUAGGUCUGAGCUCACUGAUUCGCGAGGCCAUGCAGGCUUGGAGCACGGCUGAGCUCAGUCGGCUCGUUCACAGACAUGGUGGCCGGCCCAUCGGCAGCUUCGAGGUCGACGAGAUCACGCGCUCUGACGGGACAUCGCCUCCUACGUCGCCUCUCAGAGAGGAGCCAAAUGGGGAUUUGACCCGCGAGAUCAUUCGAAGGAUAAAGCCGACGCCGGUACAUGCGUUGUUUAUGGACUGCACUCAUGACAAUGAGACUCCGGCGCAGAAACGCGACGCACGAGACACGCUGCCCAACGCGGCGCUCGUCUGCAUGUGCUCCAGCGCCACUGGCAGCGUUAUGGGCUACGACGAGAUAUAUCCUCGGCUGGUCGAUCUCGUGAAUGAGAAGCGAACUUACACCUCCGAAUCAUCAAGCACCGGUACAGUCAAGGUUGGCGGCGGCAACAAUGGCAUCGGCGGAGUGAAGAAGCUCCUGAACCAAAUCCACACGCUCAUGGGCAAGGACGGGUACGACGAGACACACAUCCACCACGAGGAAGAGUACAUCACCGUUCAUAGAGUACACCCAGAGUCGAGGAAGGGCUACUUCCUCAUCGCCCACACGGCCUUCCCCGGCUACGGAAAUGGUAAUGGCGCGUUCAACGCAGUCCACCUCACCGGCACACGAGCCAGGCAUUUAGGCAGCUGGAUGCUGGAAGUUGAUGCCAGCGAGGAAGCCACGAAGCAGGUUCUGGACGACAAGAAGUUCCUUCGUGGCUUGCCGAGCCGCGUCUCCGACUUGGCCGGGGUCAAGAUGGAAGUGCAGGGCGAGGACACCAUAAUCACCGUCCGCGACAAGUUUCCCCCUGGAAGCAUCGCGCUGUUCGAGACCUGGAUACCGGCCGCAGAGCACUCGGCCGGCUUAGACACCUACAUCACAUCUGGUGCCCGGACGGCCUGGAGCGAACUGGACUUGGUCGACCUCAACUUCCUGAUGUACCGUUGCGAAGCUGAAGAGCGAGACUCGAGCGGCGGUCAAGACGGUGCAUAUGAUAUCCCGGGACACGGCAAGCUCGUGUACGCCGGCCUGCAAGGCUGGUGGAGCAUACUCAAGGAUAUCAUUCGCGACAACAACCUCGCACAUCCUCUUUGCCAGAAUCUGAGGGAUGGGACAUGGGUCUUGGACUACAUCGUGGGACGAGUCGAGCGCAUGAGCAAGACACCCGGUAACGAGCAACUUGCAAAGCCUGCGACAUGGCUCAAGGAGAGAUUUGAUGCCCUCCGUACCAUUCCCAGUUUCCUCUUGCCUCGCUAUUUCGGGCUUGUCCUGCGUACCGCGUAUACGGCAAGCUGGCAGAGGGGCAUGGAGCUCAUGAGCGACAAUGUCAAGGACGGCCAGUGGUUCAUACAAAGUCUCGCCAUGGUCAGCGUCCAGCAGACGGGCUUCGUCAAGUCGGCGUCUCUGUGGCCAAACAAGUCGGUGGCUUCAGUCGCGGCUGGCCUGCCACAUUUUGCAGUCGAGUGGGCAAGAUGCUGGGGCCGCGACGUUUUUAUUUCCAUCCGUGGCCUGUACUUGGGCACUGGGCGGUUCGCGGAGGCCAAGGAGCACAUCCUUGCCUUUGCCAGCGUGCUGAAGCAUGGCAUGAUUCCUAACCUGCUCAGCAGUGGCGACGCCCCACGAUACAACUCCAGGGACUCUGUUUGGUUCUUCCUGCAGACGAUCCAGGACUAUAUCCACUUCGCCCCGGACGGCCCUAGCUUGCUUCAUGAGAAGGUCAAGAGAAGGUUCUUGCCGUAUGACGACACGUGGUUCCCGACCGACGACCCGCGAGCCUACUCGAAGGAGAGCACCAUUGAGGAGGUCAUCUUUGAGGCUCUGCAGAGACAUGCCUCCGGUAUGAAGUAUCGCGAGGCCAACGCCGGGCCGCAAAUCGAUUCGCAGAUGAAGGAUGAGGGCUUCAACCAAGACAUCAAGGUGGACUGGAACACCGGUAUUGUUUUUGGUGGCAACCAGGACAACUGCGGUACGUGGAUGGACAAGAUGGGCGAAAGCGAGCGCGCGGGCUCCAAGGGCGUCCCUGGAACUCCUCGUGACGGCGCAGCCAUCGAGAUCACCGGUUUGCUGUACAGCACGCUUGCCUGGCUGUCUGACCUCAGCAAGCGAGGCAAUUUCGCCAAGUCUGGCGUCAAGAAGCCCGAUGGCAGCGACAUUUCGUUCGCGGACUGGGCCAAGCUCAUCAAGGACAACUUUGAGAGGUGCUACUACGUACCGCUGUCGCCCAAGGACGACUCCAAGUACGACGUCAACUCCAAGAUUGUCAACCGCCGCGGCAUCUACAAGGACCUGUACAGGUCUGGCAAGGAGUACGAGGACUACCAGCUGCGCGCCAACUUCCCCAUCGCCAUGACGGUGGCGCCCUCGCUGUUCGACGCGGACCACGCCAUGCACGCGCUUUGCCUCGCCGACAAGGUGCUCCGCGGGCCGACGGGCAUGGCGACGCUCGACCCGGCCGACCUCAACUACCGGCCCUACUACCGCAACAGCGAGGACAGCGACGACUUCGCCACCAGCAAGGGCCGCAACUACCACCAGGGGCCCGAGUGGCUCUGGCCCACGGGCUUCUUCCUCCGCGCCCUCCUCAAGUUCGACCUGCGCCGCCGCGCCUCGCACGAGGGCCGCGUCGAGGCCUUCCAGCAGGUGACGCGCAGGCUCGAAGGCUGCAAGCGCAUGAUGGAGGAGAGCGAGUGGGCGGGCCUGGCGGAGCUGACGCAGAAGAAUGGGGAGUACUGCCCCGACUCGAGCCCGACGCAGGCGUGGUCGGCAGGCUGCCUCAUCGACCUGUACAUGGACGCGAUAGAAGAGCAGCACCGGCACGAGACCAGCAGGUGA
Messenger RNA from Purpureocillium lilacinum, 4695 nucleotides. RefSeq lists its product as uncharacterized. NCBI's taxonomy places the organism in Eukaryota, Fungi, Ascomycota, Sordariomycetes, Hypocreales, Ophiocordycipitaceae. Gene Ontology annotation, biological process: glycogen biosynthetic process; glycogen catabolic process. The record is from RefSeq and is a predicted model, not a curated record. Gene Ontology annotation, molecular function: 4-alpha-glucanotransferase activity; amylo-alpha-1,6-glucosidase activity.